Messenger RNA from Ipomoea nil (Japanese morning glory), 775 nucleotides. RefSeq names its product 40S ribosomal protein S18. The coding region runs from base 112 to 570 and encodes 152 amino acids. NCBI's taxonomy places the organism in Eukaryota, Viridiplantae, Streptophyta, Magnoliopsida, Solanales, Convolvulaceae. Gene Ontology annotation, biological process: translation. Gene Ontology annotation, molecular function: structural constituent of ribosome; RNA binding. Gene Ontology annotation, cellular component: ribosome; cytosol; small ribosomal subunit. The record is from RefSeq and is a predicted model, not a curated record. The transcript is spliced from 4 exons.
CUACGGAGUAUUUUUUUAAGCUCUUCGUUCUUGGCCUUCUCAAAACCCUAGUCUUCACAACCCGGCGCUGCGCAGUGCUAGAGACAGAAGGCGAGAGGAAAAGCCGCAGCCAUGAGUCUUGUAGCGAAUGAGGAUUUCCAGCACAUUUUGCGUAUCCUGAACACCAACGUUGAUGGAAAGCAGAAGAUAAUGUUCGCUCUCACUUCCAUCAAAGGUAUUGGUCGCAGGUUCGCCAACAUCUGCUGCAAAAAAGCCGAUAUCGACAUGAACAAAAGGGCUGGUGAGCUUUCUUCUGCUGAGAUUGAUAACUUGAUGACAGUUGUGGCAAAUCCUCGCCAAUUCAAGGUCCCUGACUGGUUUCUGAACAGACAAAAAGACUAUAAAGAUGGAGGUUAUUCACAGGUUGUGUCCAAUGCCUUGGAUAUGAAGCUAAGGGAUGACCUUGAGCGUUUGAAGAAAAUUAGGAACCACCGGGGUCUCCGACACUACUGGGGUCUUCGUGUACGUGGUCAGCACACCAAGACGACUGGACGUAGGGGAAAGACUGUUGGUGUCUCUAAGAAGCGUUGAGCUCUCUUUUGGUUUCAGUUCUAUUUUAAUUUUUGUUCCUCUAUUAUGAUGUCUUCGGGAAUGAACAUUUUGGUUAUAUGCGCUAGCUCUGUUUUCUCACUACAGUACUGGUUGAGCUUGAAUGAGCUCAAUAUGAUUUCUUAGAUGAUUUUGGAACAAAUAUCUUCGAUUUUGAUUGUUAAGCCUAAUGUUUGUUUUUUUUUUU